AUGGCGAACGGCAGCGAGGGGCAGUUGACCUUCUCGCAACUCCAGGCCAAGAAGGAAACGGUGGAAGCUGAGUUGAAAUCUCUCGGAAGUGUCCUGGAUUCCCAUGGCGUUGGCAUGGAGACACCGCUUGUGACCAGAGACGGAUUUCCGCGCGCCGACAUCGAUGUUGCUCAAAUAAGGACGACGAGAGCUCGGGUCAUCAGGCUGAGAAACGAUUACAAAGACAUCAUGUCGAAGAUGGAAAAGUUUCUCCACCAACACUUUGCAAGCCUCGACGAUGCCGAUGCCACUGCUCCGAGCUCCCACUCUCCGCUGCCGGCCGCUGUGCCAGACGCACAGGCCGAUGGGUUGGAAGACCCAUUCGCCAAGGUCAACACGGUGGCUCCCAGAAGCCCGGCCGAGGGUGCCGGGUUGAAGGCGGGCGAUGUGAUCCGCGUCUUCGGUUACGUCAAUAAGAUGAACCAUGAUGAUCUCAAGAGGGUGGCGGAAUGUGUUCAAAACAACGAGGGAAAAAAUAUACUCAUCAGGGUGUCCCGAGCCGCCGGGUCAUCACGGCAACAGGAGCUAUGCCUGACGCUGACGCCAACCCGAGACUGGGGCGGACGAGGGAUGUUGGGCUGCCACAUCAUUCCCUUGUAA
Molecule: messenger RNA, 639 nt
Organism: Drechmeria coniospora
Lineage: Eukaryota; Fungi; Ascomycota; Sordariomycetes; Hypocreales; Ophiocordycipitaceae
Product: 26S proteasome non-ATPase regulatory subunit 9
Exons: 4
Coding region: 1-639 (212 amino acids)
Biological process (GO): proteasome regulatory particle assembly
Cellular component (GO): cytoplasm; nucleus
Molecular function (GO): protein binding
Source: RefSeq, a predicted model, not a curated record